Mangifera indica (mango) is the source of this 2318-nucleotide messenger RNA. RefSeq names its product leucine aminopeptidase 1-like. The record is from RefSeq and is a predicted model, not a curated record. Gene Ontology annotation, molecular function: manganese ion binding; metalloaminopeptidase activity. Gene Ontology annotation, biological process: proteolysis. Bases 172 to 1971 code for a protein of 599 amino acids. Gene Ontology annotation, cellular component: cytoplasm. NCBI's taxonomy places the organism in Eukaryota, Viridiplantae, Streptophyta, Magnoliopsida, Sapindales, Anacardiaceae. The transcript is spliced from 10 exons.
UUCUACGCUAAACAUUAAGAUAGACACGAAGCCCCUCGGCUCAACUCCAACUCAACACGUAUCGAGAUAAUUGCCACAGAUGCCGUGACUCUAACAACGAAAAAUCUUUACUGACUUAGUGUGUAACUGAGCUGUUACACUAUAUAUAUUUCUCAUAUAUAAAUACUCUCAAUGGCAGCCGUAUUUGGAUCUUUAGCCACUUCUUUAUCUUCGUCUUCCUCUCUCAAUGCUCUUUGUUCUUCCUCUUCCUUGUUUUUCUCGAAACUAGGACCUGUUAGAUCGGUUGCUAUUCCUGGCUUUGGUUUUAGAGUUGUUUUUUUUGGAGUUGCGUCUCUGGGACAAAGACCCUUUUGUUAUUACUCUUCUGGGAGAAGAGAAGGCAAGUUCAUGGCCCACUCUAUUGCUCGUGGCACUCUUGGCCUCACUCAGCCCGCUCAAAUCGAGCCCCCUAAGAUCUCUUUUGCUGCAAAAGAGAUUGAUGUGCUGGAAUGGAAAGGGGAUAUCCUUGCUGUGGGUGUCACCGAGAAGGACAUGGCAAAGGAUGAUUCAAAGUUCAAAAAUCCAAUUUUGCAAAAACUAGACGCCAAAUUAAAUGGUCUUUUAGCAGAAAUUUCUUGUGAGGAGGAAUUUACUGGAAAAGCUGGCCAGUCAACAGUAUUUAGACUUCCAGGCCUUGGCUCCAAAAGGGUAGGCUUGAUUGGACUAGGCCAGUCAGCUUCAACUGCGAUUGAUUUCCGAAGUCUUGGUGAGUCUGUUGCAGCCGCCGCAAAGGCUUCUCAAGCCAACAAUGUUGCUGUUGUGCUAGCCUCUACUGAGGGUCUGUCAAACGAAUCAAAGCUCACAGCUGCUACGGCAUUAGCAUCUGGAACUUUACUAGGUACACAUGAAGAUGCUCGGUAUAAGUCUGAGUCAAAGAAAUCUGUGCUCAAGUCUGUGGACAUUGUUGGUCUUGGAACUGGACCUGAACUAGAAAAGAAGCUCAAGUAUGCUGAAGAUGUUUCUUAUGCUGUUGUUCUUGGAAGAGAGCUUGUUAAUUCCCCAGCCAAUGUACUUACCCCCGUGGCACUAGCAGAAGAGGCUUCAAAGAUUGCUUCUACGCAUAGUGAUGUUCUUUAUGCAACCAUUCUGGAUGAAGAGAAAUGCAAAGAUUUAAAAAUGGGGUCCUACCUUGGUGUUGCUGCCGCUUCUGCAAACCCACCUCGCUUCAUUCAUUUGUGCUACAAACCUCCUAGUGGAUCUGCUAAAGUCAAGUUGGCCUUGGUUGGAAAGGGACUUACUUUUGACAGUGGUGGCUACAACAUCAAGACUGGGCCUGGCUGUUCAAUUGAGACCAUGAAAUGUGACAUGGGAGGUGCAGCGGCAGUUCUAGGGGCAGCAAAAGCCAUUGGUCAGAUUAAACCUCCUGGUGUAGAGAUUCAUUUUGUCAUUGCAGCUUGCGAGAAUAUGAUAAGCGGGACUGGUAUGAGGCCUGGAGACAUUAUAACAGCUUCAAAUGGAAAGACAAUUGAGGUCAACAAUACUGAUGCUGAAGGAAGACUUACACUUGCUGAUGCUUUAGUUUAUACUUGUAAUCUUGGCGUAGAGAAGAUUAUUGAUUUGGCAACAUUAACAGGAGCCUGUGUAGUUGCUCUUGGACCUGCAGUUGCAGGUGUCUUUACUCCCAGUGAUGAAUUGGCCAAGGAGGUACUUGAAGCCACACAGGUCAGUGGAGAGAAACUUUGGAGAAUGCCAUUGGAGGAAAGCUAUUGGGAGACAAUGAAAUCAGGAGUCGCUGAUAUGCUUAACACUAGUGUUAAUCGAACUGCUGGUGCUAUCACUGCAGCUCUAUUCUUGAAACAGUUUGUAGAUGAGAAGGUUCAGUGGAUGCACAUUGACAUAGCAGGCACAGCCUUAAGUACUGACAAGAAGCGCGGGGCAACAGGAUUUGGCAUUGCAACUCUGGUAGAGUGGGUUCUGAAGAACUCAUCUUAGAUAUAUAGAUACCGGCCACCUGACGUAUACGCAUGGGUGACUGGAUACACAUCCAAAGAAAGUCUGAGAAGAUUGAAUGGGAUGAGAAAAGAAAAGGCUUUGCAGAUUCUAUGGAUUUGAAUUCCUGAAUAAAUGACUUAGGCUUUACUCAUUUCAGGCGUGUACUGAAACAUGUUGCACUUUCUUGCUCUUUGUGAACCAUUUCCUUUCCUUUCCUUUCCCACAAGCUUUAUUAGUUUUUAUUCUCUGGGGAAUUCUCAGGAUCAUGAAGAAACACACUAAAUAUUAUGGAAUGAGCUCUAAAAACCAAUGAAUCUUAUAAAUUCAAUAGUCUCGAAUCUUGACCA